Molecule: messenger RNA, 9755 nt
Organism: Fundulus heteroclitus (mummichog)
Lineage: Eukaryota; Metazoa; Chordata; Actinopteri; Cyprinodontiformes; Fundulidae
Gene: myh14
Product: myosin, heavy chain 14, non-muscle
Exons: 44
Coding region: 195-6347 (2050 amino acids)
Cellular component (GO): myosin complex
Molecular function (GO): actin filament binding; cytoskeletal motor activity; ATP binding
Source: RefSeq, a predicted model, not a curated record
GUCCACUCUAUCCCCGUCGCGGAGAGUGUGCGGCUCCGCUCACAGAGCAAUGCGAUGAUAAAAACCGCAUAUGCGGUAAGGCUACACACCUACCAGGGCAGGGACAUAUCCACGAAACCGCCUCACUCCGUUUUCUUCUCAUACCGCGAGCCUUAUCCACUACUCUCAUCGGAACCCGAAGUGCCAGCAUUACCAUGUCCAAGCCAACAGGGGGCGUCGCCAACGAUGUCACCCGCUUCCUGUCAUCGGGCGUGGGGUCAGGCUCUCCCACCUCCGGCUCCACCAAGUUCUCCGCCGCCAGCCAGGCCGACUGGGCCGCCAAGAGGCUGGUUUGGGUGCCGUCGGAGAAGCACGGCUUCGAGUCGGCCAGCAUCCGAGAGGAGCGCGGCGAUGAGGUGGAGGUGGAGCUCACAGAGACCCAGCGCAAGCUGACCCUGUCCAGGGAGGAGGUGCAGCGCAUGAACCCGCCGCGCUUCAGUAAGGUGGAGGACAUGGCCGACCUCACCUGCCUCAACGAGGCGUCUGUGCUCCACAACAUCAGGGAAAGAUACUACUCGGGCCUGAUCUAUACGUAUUCAGGGCUGUUCUGUGUGGUGGUGAACCCCUACAAAAACCUGCCCAUCUACACGGAGUCCAUCGUGGAGAUGUAUCGCGGCAAAAAGCGCCACGAGAUGCCCCCGCACAUCUACGCCAUAUCAGAGGCGGCCUAUCGCAGCAUGCUGCAAGAUCGAGAAGAUCAGGCCAUCCUGUGCACAGGCGAAUCUGGAGCUGGGAAAACAGAGAACACCAAGAAAGUCAUCCAGUAUUUGGCUCACGUUGCCUCGUCUCAUAAAGGUGGCGCUAGAAACAAGGAGGCUGCACAGAUGGACGGUUCUCGAUCCCUAACAAGAGGCAGCACUCUGGUGAACAGGAGUUUACAAUAUGGUGAGCUGGAGAGACAGCUGCUGCAGGCCAACCCCAUCCUGGAGGCGUUUGGAAACGCCAAGACUGUUAAGAACGACAACUCCUCUAGAUUUGGUAAAUUUAUCCGCAUUAAUUUCGACGUGGCGGGAUACAUUGUCGGUGCCAACAUUGAGACCUACCUCCUUGAAAAGUCGCGGGCUACUCGUCAGGCCAAGGAUGAGAGAACUUUUCAUAUCUUUUACCAGUUGUUAUGCGGCGCUUCAGAUAAAACUAGAGCGGACUUGCUUCUUGGAAGUGCAGACGAGUAUCGUUACCUAAGUGGAGGCUCCAUCCCCGUUCCUGGUCAGAGCGACGCUGAAAACUUCACGCAGACCAUGGACUCCGUGGCGAUAAUGGGCUUCACCCCCGAGGAGUCAGUGUCCAUGCUGAAGGUGAUCUCUGCCGUGCUCCAGUUUGGAAACAUAUCCUUCAUGAAGGAGAAGAACCACGACCAGGCCUCUAUGCCCGACAACACAGCCGCCCAGAAGCUGUGCCACCUGCUGGGCAUCAACGUGCUGGAGUUCACCCGUGCCAUCCUCACGCCGAGGAUCAAAGUGGGGAGAGAAUACGUGCAAAAAGCUCAGACUAAAGAACAGGCUGACUUUGCCAUCGAGGCGUUGGCGAAGGCAACGUAUGAGCGUCUGUUCAGGUGGCUGGUCCACAGGAUUAACAGAGCCCUGGACCGCAGGCAGAGACAAGGCGCAUCCUUCAUUGGCAUCCUUGAUAUAGCUGGCUUUGAGAUCUUCCAGCUAAACUCCUUUGAGCAGCUCUGCAUUAACUACACCAACGAGAAGUUGCAGCAGCUCUUCAACCACACCAUGUUCAUCCUGGAGCAGGAGGAAUACCAGAGAGAGGGCAUCGAGUGGAACUUCAUCGACUUCGGCCUCGACCUACAACCCUGCAUUGACCUCAUUGAGCGACCAGCUCACCCACCUGGUGUCCUGGCCCUUCUGGAUGAAGAGUGCUGGUUCCCUCGGGCGACCGAUCGCACAUUUGUGGAGAAGCUCUGUUCUGAGCAAGGCAGCCAUUCAAAGUUUUACAAAUCAAAGCAGCCUCGUGGAGAAGCGGACUUCUCCAUCAUUCACUAUGCCGGAAAGGUGGACUACAAGGCGCACGAUUGGUUGGUGAAGAACAUGGAUCCUCUGAACGACAACGUGGCGUCUCUUCUCCAUCAGUCGUCUGAUCAUUUUGUGUCCGAACUCUGGAAGGAGGAUAUUCAAACACUUCCUCGUGUGUACUUCUUUGACUCCUAUGCCACUCUGCAGACUAAUGGCUCCGACAUCGACAGGAUCGUGGGUCUGGACCAGGUGUCUACAGGAGACAGCAGCGGGACGUCUCCGUUCGGCGCGUCGGGGCUGAAGACAAAGAAGGGAAUGUUUCGGACUGUUGGUCAGCUCUACAAAGAGUCCCUCACGAAGCUGAUGGCCACGCUCAGGAACACCAACCCCAACUUCUUGCGAUGCAUCAUCCCCAACCACGAGAAGAGGGCUGGUAAACUAGCGCCGCACCUUGUUUUGGACCAGCUGAGGUGCAACGGUGUUCUGGAGGGAAUCCGUAUCUGCAGACAGGGAUUCCCCAACCGCAUCCCGUUCCAGGAGUUCAGACAGAGGUACGAGAUUCUUACCCCCAACGCCAUACCUCGCACCUUCAUGGACGGCAAACACGCGUCAGAGCUCAUGAUCAACGCUUUGGAGCUGGAUCCCAACCUGUACAGGGUGGGUCAGAGCAAAGUCUUCUUCAGGGCCGGGGUCCUGGCUCACCUGGAGGAGGAGAGAGACUUGAAGAUCACGGACACCAUCAUACGGUUCCAGAGCGGCGCCAGAGGUUACCUCGCACGCAAGGCCUUUAUGAAGAAGCAGCAGCAGCUGAGCGCCCUGAGGGUGAUGCAGAGGAACUGCGCUGCUUACCUUAAACUCAGGAACUGGCAGUGGUGGCGACUGUUUACGAAGGUGAAGCCCUUGUUGCAGGUGAGCCGGCAGGAUGAAGAGAUCCAGUCCAGAGAGAAGGAGCUCCACAAGGCCAAAGAAAACCUCACCCGAGUAGAGCAGGAGUACGCCGAGCUGGACAAGAAGCACGCUCAGCUGGAGGAGGAAAAGGCGGUGCUGGCCGACCAGCUGCAGGCGGAGGCAGAGCUGUUCGCAGAGGCGGCGGAGAUGCGGGAAAGGUUAGCCUGCCGAAAGCAAGAGCUGGAGGACAUCGUGAGCCAGCUGGAGACCCGACUGGAUGAGGAGGAGGAGAGGAGCGAGCAGCUGGCCAAUGAGAAGAAGAAAAUGCAGCAGAAUAUACAGGACCUGGAGGAGCAACUAGAGGAGGAGGAACGUGCCAAACAGCGCCUCCUGCUGGAGAAGGUUACCUUGGAGACCAAAGUGAAGAGCCUGGAGACGGACCUCCUGACUACCGUGGAGCAGAGAGACCGACUGAGCAAGGAGAAAAAGCUGCUGGAGGAACAUCUGAGCGAGGUGACUGACCAACUGACUGAGGAGGAGGAGAAGUCUAAAAGCCUGAACAAACUUAAGAACAAGCAGGAGGCCAUCAUUGCUGAUCUCGAAGAACGUCUAAAACGUGAGGAGCAGGGUCGCUUGGAGCAGGAGAAGUGGAAGAGGAGGAUGGAGACCGACUCACUGGAAGCCCAGGAGCAGCUGUCGGACCUGGGCAUGUUGACCGCCGAGCUCAAGGGGACUCUGACACAGAAGGAGAAGGAGAUAACCACCCUGCAGGGCCGGUUGGAAGAAGAAGGUGCGCGCCGCGCUGAGGCUCAGAGGGAACUGAGGGAGGCCAUGUCCCAGGUGUCCGAGCUGAAGGAGGAGGUGGAGAAUGAACAAAAGAUGAGGGAGAGAGCGGAGAAGCAGAGGCGAGACCUGGGGGAGGAGCUGGAGGCUCUGAGGACUGAGCUGGAGGACACUCUGGACCACACGGUUGCACAGCAAGAGCUAAGGUCUCGGCGGGAGACAGAGCUAGGCGAGCUCCAGCGAUGUGUUGAAGAGGAGACCCGUCGCCACGAGGCCCAGCUGUCAGAGCUCAGAAUCAAACACAACGCCGCCAUAGAAAACCUCCAGGAGCAGCUGGACAACAGCAAGAGGGCACGCCAGUCCCUGGAGAAGGCCAAAGCCAUGCUGGAGGAGGAGAGGCAGAGUUUGACAGAAGAAGUCAAGAACCUCCAGACGAGUCGCUCGGAGAGCGAGAGAGGCCGAAAGAGGGCCGAGGCUCAGCUGCAGGACCUCAACGCCCGUCUGGCUCAGGCCGACAGGGAGAAGGAGGACAGGGAGGAGCGGAUGCACAAGCUGCAGUGUGAGAUUGAAGGGCUGUCCGGCAGUCUGUCCUCCUCUGACUCCAAAUCUCUUCGGCUCUCUAAAGAACUCAACAGCCUGGAGAGCCAGCUGCACGAUGCCAAGGAGCUGCUGCAGGAUGAGACACGUCAGAAGAUGGCCCUGGCCUCCAGGGUGCGAACUCUGGAGGAUGAGAAGAACGGACUGAUGGAAAGACUGGAGGAAGAGGAAGAAAGAGCCAAAGAGCUGAGCCGUCAGAUACAAACACACACCCAGCAGCUCACAGAGCUCCGUAAGCAGUCUGAGGAGGUGAGCACCGCCGUGGAGGCCGGAGAGGAGACGCGCAGGAAGCUCCAGAGAGAGCUGGACAGCGCCGUCCAAAAAGAGCGACAGAAAGAGGAGGAGAAGGAGCGGGUUGAGAGGCAACGGGAGCGGCUGAGGGAGGAACUGGAGGACAUGACCAUCGCCCUGCAGCGGGAGAGGCAGAACUGCACGGCCCUCGAAAAGAGGCAGAAGAAGUUCGAUCAGUGCCUGGCAGAGGAGAAGGCAGUGAGCGCUCGUCUGGCAGAAGAGAAGGACAGAGCCGAAGCAGACAACCGAGAGAAGGAAACCAAAUGUCUCUUCCUGUCCCGAUCCCUGCAGGAGGUGCAGGACCAAAGAGACGAGCUGGAGAGAGCCAACAAGCAGCUGCGUCUGGAAAUGGACCAGCUCGUAAACCAGCAGGAUGACGUCGGCAAAAAUGUCCACGAGCUCGAGAGGACCAAGAGGGGUUUGGAAACCGAGGUUCAGAGCCUACGAACCCAAACCCAAGAGCUGGAGGAGGAGCUGACCGAGGCGGAGAACCUGAGGCUGCGGCUGGAGGUCAACCUGCAGGCCCUCAAGGCUCAGUUUGAGAGGGAGAUAAGCAACAACGAGGAGAAGGGAGAGGAGAAGAGGAGGGCGCUGAGCAAGCAGGUCAAAGAGCUGGAGAUCCACUUGGAGGAGGAGAGGACUCAGCGCGCUCAGGCCGUGUCGGCCAAGAAGCAGCUGGAGGCCGAGCUGCAAGAAGCCGAGGCCCAGCUAGAGGCAGCCAGUCGUGGCAAAGACGAUUCUGUGAAGCAGCUCCGCCGACUGCAGGGUCAAAUGAAGGAGAUUCUCCGCGAGCUGGACGAGACCAAGUUAUCUCGAGAGGAGGUGAUCGCACAGUCGAAAGACAGCGAGAAGAAAAUACAGACGCUGGAAGCGGAGGUGCUGCACCUCACAGAGGAGCUGGCCGUAUCGGAGCGACAGAAGAGACAAGCGCAGCAGGAGAGAGAUGAAAUGUCUGAAGAGAUGGUCAACAGCAGCUCUGGAAAGAACGUGCUGUCUGACGAAAAGAGGAGGUUAGAGUCUCGGAUCAGUCAGCUGGAGGAGGAGCUGGAGGAGGAGCAGACAAACGGCGAGCUGCUGGCGGAGAGGCAACGGAAGACAGCUCUGCAGGUGGAGACUCUGACCGUGCAGCUGCAAGGGGAAAGGACUCUGGCCCAGAAGGCCGAGGCGUCCCGAGAGCAGCUGGAGCGGCAGAACAAGGAGCUGAGGACCCGGCUGGAGGAGAUGGAGGGAGCGGUGAGGGGCAAACACAAGCUCAGCGUCGCCGCCCUGGAGGCUAAGAUUGAGUCUAUGGAUGAGCAGCUGGAACAGGAGAGACAGGAACGAGCCAUCGCCAACAAAAUGGUGAGGAAGACGGAGAAGAGGCUAAAGGAGGCGAUGAUGCAAGCAGAGGACGAGAGGAGACACGCAGACCAGUACAGAGAACAGCUGGAUAAGUCAAUGGUUCGGCUGAAGCAGCUGAAGAGGCAGCUGGAGGAGGUGGAGGAGGAGAACUCCCGCUCCAACGCUCAGAAGAGGAAGCUGCAGAGGGACCUGGAGGAGCUCACCGACAGCAAUCAGCUCAUGAUGCGGGACCUCUCCAUGCUCCGCACCCAGUUUAGGCGUGCUCCCUUGCCGCUGUCGAUGCGAGGACGCAGAGCGUUGGUCGACGACUUCUCGCUGGAGAACUCCGACUCGGAGGAGCUCCCCGCCUCCCCCACGCCCCCCUCUGGACUCCCACAGAGCCUGACCCCCUCCUCAGAGCAAAGCCUGGACCCGCCUCCGCCGUACAGCGUCAACAACACGGAGUGACGCCCGCAGUGACUCAGACCGCAGCCUCGAACACUCAGGGGUGGAGGAGAGACGCGCACAUCGCAGCUCUAGUUUUAAACAAAAGUCAUACAGGAUGGGUGCAAAUAGGUGCUAUAACGACGUGCCGACGCUCUGAUUUCUUCCUCAGCUAAUUCAGAAAACAGGAUUUUUUUUUUUUCGCGUCAAUUUCUAUAUCUCAUUUCCUUAAUGCUAACAAAGAAACUGAAAAACUACAGAUUUUAAAGCGAAAAUGCGUUAUCUGCUAAUUUCAUGAUAGGUUCAGUUCCCAGAGAGCAGACUGAGCUAAGGUGUUAACGUUCUCUCCAUAAGGAGGCGUUUCCAAGCCGUGACUGUGUGGAUCUGACUCGACAAAGGGCUGCUCAAGCUGGAAAACGACAAUCUAGUGCGACGCAAAACAGCCGACAGGAACCAGAUAAACAACAGACCCCAAAAAAAAAAGGCCGGAAAAAUUACAACGUCAGCAGCGAGCAGAGCAAUAUUUGACCCGACGCGUGUUUUAAUAGUCGAUGAAGUCGGAGGCAUCACAGGUUUCAUGUCGUCAGGCACGGUUAGAUGAUUUAGGUUAGAAGGCGUCUGAUGUUGGGCGAGGCAGAGGGUCUGAGUAGUUUCUUUAACUUAAAGUCUUAAAGCGUUGCUUCAGAACCGUCCGUGAUUUAUAUCCGACGUGAAUUCACGCUGCUCGGGGCGCGGCCGUGUGCCAGUCGGGUUGUUUCUACGCCCGCAGGGUCCCACAGGUGAAUUUACCUGGGAGAUUUAUCACUGCUGUCGAAAAAAAAUAAUAAAAAAGAACCAGAAACACCCUCAUCGUUUUUUUUUUUUUUUUUAAUCCCAAGCAGCACAUUCUUUUCUUAUCUUACGCUGAUACAGACACUGCUUUUUUUUUUUUUUUUUUUGCUUUCUUUCCCGACACUUUACUUCUGAUUUGACUGCACUGAUGACGAGCUGUGUACUAUAUCAAUCAAAGCAAAGCUUUUGUGUUUAACCAAACGGUGGGCGUACGGAUGAGAAAAGGGACUUGAAAUUUGUAGUAAACAUAGAGUAGCAGCAGAAUAAAGUAGGUGGGAUGGGGAGGGAUGGGGUGGGGGGGGGCGCUUGUUGGGUUUUCUAUAAUGGAUAAACUAAGCCUCUGCUCACACUUAGGUCGACCGUAGAGUUUUAAUAUGCUAGUAGCGUUAGGUUUAAAGAAAAUGACAAUGUCGGCACUGACAGAUGGAUUUUUAUUAAGCUGCUUUUUUUUUUACUUCAGCUACUGAGAUCUAAGAGGCGUUAAUCUGUGAGGGUUGAACCAAACGCGGACACUUUUUAUGGCGCUGCUGUGAAACCUGGUUCGAGACACGUGUCUCUUCGGAUUGUUUCCAUGUUGUUGUUGUUUUGUUUGUCUGUUUUUUUUGUUUUUUUUAACGAAACGAACACUUGUUCGCCUGAUGGAGGCUUCGGCCUGUAACCCAUUUUUGAAAUGAGCUGAUUUGCUAACGGGGAGAUUCCCCCUUAAGGACAGCUGGAUUUUCACAGGAGCUGAUGGUAUCUGGGUCAAUUCGCCCCCUUUGCCAAUUCAUAACCUCGUUUUUGUCCGCGGCCUGUUGGCAUUAAACACACUUCUACACUGACACGAAAAAACAUAUGCUUACAGAUUACGUUAAAUACUGCAGGUAUUCAAACUAGUGUUUAUGUCAACACUAGUGAAAAAUAACGCUGAUUUAUUGGAUUAUUUUAUUUAAUAAAUGAAAGGAAUCUAUCAAAACCAACCUGGCCCUACAGGAAAGUGAAGCGACAUCACUUUAGAGCUGCAACACACAUCAAAAUAUCAUCGACUGCUUAGAUGCAAUAUUUAGCUGGAUGCGUUAUUUUAUGUGUCGUGCAUUUAUUACAUAAUAUAUGUGGCCAGUUGGAAGGACUAUUAAUUAACUCGCCUGAAUGGUGAGAACAUUGUGUCAUGAGAAAGAAAGAAAAGUGUUUGGACAAUAAUCAACAUUAUCAAUAAUACUUGCCCAAUUCUCAGAAGUACUAUCGCAAUUAAAUAUUUUCCUUAAAUCCUGCAGCUCUACCCCACUGAAUGUGAUUUUACAGAUCAGGAUCUGUAAAAACAAGAAAUGGCUUCAUUUGAACCCGUCUGACAACGCAAAGUGUGCUAAAAGAGGCCAAAAAGCGUCUGUACUACGUAAGCAAACGCGGAACGUAAAUAUUGCAUAUCAGGUUAUUUAUUAUGGUAGUUAGAUAUUUUUUAAGAACUGUGUAGAAGAAAAUAAAAUAUAAAUGCUGAACUGUUACAUGUAAUUUAAUGAAGAUUUUAUAUCCAGCCGUAUUUUCGUUUAAUUUGACUCUGAUCCCGGCGUAUGGAGUGGUAAAGGUGGCAAAUUGACCAGUAACCCAGAAGUUGCAGCACUAAAUAAAAACAUAAAUCCACUAUUCUGUUAACUCGGCAUCAGGUGAGCAAGUAGAAAAAAAAAAAGGCAAAAGGUUGAAAUUUGCUAUUUGAAACAACAGAUCCGUGCUAAAUCUGGUCAAAAUGGUGAACCGUAAACAAAACCUCGAGACGUAUUGACAAGGUUGCAAAUCGAAUGGAUUUUGUUAUUUUUUUGGCCAGACACAGACAGUUGUCACUGCUUUUAGGUCAAAAUUACUACAAAUAGAAAGGACUAUAGAAGAAAGUAUUUAUUUCCUGCGUAACUCAACCAAUGGAACCGAUGAAAACUAAAGAUUGUGUUGCUGAAACGUUGCUCUGAAUGUUUAUUCCUUAGUUUGAUGAUCAGUGUUUACCGUCGAGGCCUCUGCGGUAGUUUUUUUUUUUUUUUUUGGGGGUAAUCAGGGUCGCUUCUCUUGAUUCUGUUCAACUUAAUGCAGCAGCUGCAUGUGUAUCCGUACUUUCGCCCUGAAUCACAGCAGCCGGGGAGGUGGAAAACUAACUACUGAUGACAGGCGUGUAACAGCGCCUGCUAUUUUAAUUCCUCUUUUUCUAAAUAUGUAGACCUUUACUUUAGCAAUAUGCAACCUGUUAUUUUUUGUGUGAAAGCUGCACUUUUACGUAUUACUGACAUAAGAAAAUAGAAAAUCAGCUCUUGUUUGCCUCAAAAAAGGCUGACUAAGCAUGAAGCCAAACAAGCUGAGGUCACGCGUCACGGUGAUGGAGUCCCUUUGAACUUUUGUCAUAAUCGACCAGAACGUGGCGAUGAGUCCCGGUCACCUGCAGCGAGAGAUAAGUCCCGGAGCGUCUCUGAGGUGUUUUUGAUUUUUGUUUUUUCCCCCCCGAGUCUUUGUUUAUGGCUACUGUGGAACUUGAAAGAUUUUGGAAAUAUGUUUUUAUUGUUUUAGGCCUUUUUUUUUUUGUUAAUGAAAUUGUAAUUAUUAAACAUCUGACUGGGGUUGACUUUAUUAUAAGUGACCGUUGUU